Messenger RNA from Micromonas pusilla CCMP1545, 722 nucleotides. RefSeq lists its product as uncharacterized. The record is from RefSeq and is a predicted model, not a curated record. The coding region runs from base 1 to 615 and encodes 204 amino acids. NCBI's taxonomy places the organism in Eukaryota, Viridiplantae, Chlorophyta, Mamiellophyceae, Mamiellales, Mamiellaceae. The transcript is spliced from 2 exons.
AUGACGGCGCUGGCGCGACUGCCGAUUUCGCAUCUCACGCGGGACGCGUUCGAGCGCGGGAUCGUGUUCGAGCUGGUGCGCGCGGACCCGCUCCCGAAGCCGAAGCCGAAGCCGAAGGAUGAGGCGCGCGCGGAGGAAGGUGAGACGGCGGGUGACGUGGCGGGCGACGUGGCGGGCGACGUGGCGGGUGACGUGGCGGGCGACGACCGAUCGGGCGACGCCGCGGAGGCGGAGGCGGCGCCGGAAGACUCGGAUCCGGAGGCGACCGAAGCCGCGCUCCUGGAAUCCAAAUCCGUGAAACUCCUCCGCGUCGUCGGCACCGCGACGGUGCGCUUGAAAGACUUCGUCGCCGAGGCGAGCGCGGGAGCGCGAUCGAGCGGGGAGCCGAGGACGACGACGGCGAGGCUCUCGUUCCGACCGCCGAAGGUUUUAUUCGGCGACGCGAAAGUGGGUGCGGUGAAGCUCGCGUUCGAGGACGCGCCGACGCCCGAGGCGGUGGGCGAGGCGACCGCGGAGAUGACGCUGCACGCGCCGUGGCCGGAAACGCCGGCGAGCGCGAAGGGCGAGGGCGAGGGCGAGGGCGAGGACGGCGAGGCAGCCGCCGCAGCGGAGUAGAGACGACUACGGGAGUUUUGGUUUUGGGCGAUCGCGACGAAAGCGAGGGUAACCUUAUGUAGCCCUAAGUUGUUAUUACACGUGUAGUCUCUAGCUAGACGAAUAAA